Molecule: messenger RNA, 989 nt
Organism: Carya illinoinensis
Lineage: Eukaryota; Viridiplantae; Streptophyta; Magnoliopsida; Fagales; Juglandaceae
Product: 50S ribosomal protein L24
Exons: 6
Coding region: 262-741 (159 amino acids)
Biological process (GO): translation
Cellular component (GO): ribosome; mitochondrion
Molecular function (GO): RNA binding; structural constituent of ribosome
Source: RefSeq, a predicted model, not a curated record
CCAAAUAAAAUGGUCCGGUGAACUUGCAGAUCCAGAGACCUGAGUAACGCCUGUCCACAGGACCAUGAGACUCGUGAGGAUUUAGGGCCUUAGGCUAUAAGGUCUCAAAACUCAGAAGACAUAAACCCUAUUGCCUGAAGUUCAGAGGGAAAGGAAAACGACCCUAUUGCAUAGAAAGAUAACAAAACGAAAGCUCGAGGACUGACAUCGAGCGACCGAAUCCCAGCACUUCAGGCUUGAGUCUUAAGGGGUCAGAUCGAAAUGGGUUGGAAAGCGGCUCAGAAACUCAUUAGGCAUUGGAAAAUCCUCAGAGGAGAUAAUGUGAUGAUAACAAGGGGGAAAGACAGAGGAGAGACGGGUGUUAUUAAGCGCGUAAUUCGAUCGCAGAAUCGCGUCAUCGUCGACGGCAAGAAUUUGGUAAAAAAGCAUAUCAAACAAGGGCAAGGUCAUGAAGGUGGAAUAUUUACUGUUGAAGCACCACUGCACGUAUCGAAUGUUCAAGUUGUUGACCCAGUGACAGGGAAGCCAUGUAAGGUCGGAUCUAGAUAUCUUGAAGAUGGCACUAAAGUAAGAGUAUCUAGGGGUCUGGGAGCAUCUGGAUCCAUAAUACCUCGUCCUGAAAUCUUGAAGAUAAGGACUACACCAAGGCCUACUCUUGCUGGCCCCAAGGAUACAACACUGGAUCUCGUAUUGGAGAAGACCUAUGAUGCUAAGACAGGGAAGGGCAUGCCUGAACUUUGAGAGAGACAUUUUCUUGGUUCAACUUUAUGGCAAGUGUCAACACAAUAAACUUGAAGAUGUUGUAGACACUUGUUUUUUGGAGAGGGGGUGGGGGUGUGGUUUCAAUGAGUUGAGACAGUCACGUAUAUGCCCUGCUUCCUUUUCGGUUUUGAUGUACUAUUUUAAGUUGCUCAAAACUGUACGAAUUGCUAUGUUCUCGCAUGGACCACCUAAUUUGUCUGCUACAAUAGUCGAAUGCUUGCUUUGAA